Messenger RNA from Daucus carota subsp. sativus, 1570 nucleotides. RefSeq names its product polyadenylate-binding protein-interacting protein 12. The transcript has 11 exons. NCBI's taxonomy places the organism in Eukaryota, Viridiplantae, Streptophyta, Magnoliopsida, Apiales, Apiaceae. Gene Ontology annotation, molecular function: RNA binding. Bases 163 to 1266 code for a protein of 367 amino acids. The record is from RefSeq and is a predicted model, not a curated record.
UUAUUAUAAAAUAUAGAAUAUAUUGAAAAAGAAAAAAGAAUAAAGAAUAAAGAAAGCGAAGAAAAACAAGUGAGUUAUUUUUGUUCUUGUUGAGUUUCCAUUGUGUAAACUGAGGAUCUUUAUCAUCUCCAAGGAAGAUAUUAUAUAAAGAAAGAUUUGAUCAUGGCAGUGGUUGAAAAUGGUGAGUUGAAUGUUAAUAAUUUGAUGAAUCAGACUGAGGUGGUUAAAAUUAGUGAGCCCAAAUCAAAGAAUUUUGAGAUGGGUGUUGAGAAUGAGCUGAAAAAAGUGAAGGGUAGUGAUCAGAUGAGUUUGGUUAAGCUGCAGAAUGGUACUAAUGGGAAUGGAGGGGUUCAUCAUCAGAUGAAGGGUCAGGAUGGUUUGAGGAGUGAUGGUGAUGGUGAUCAGGAUGGUGGUGAUGAUAGGGGGGAGGGGUUUAAGAAGGAGAUGAGGGAUUUGGAAGAAAUGUUGUCGAAAUUGAACCCGAUGGCGAAGGAAUUUGUGCCUCCUUCAAUUACGGGGUUUGGGCCAGUUUUGCAAGCACCUCAGUUUGGUUAUAUUGCUGAUGGGAGUUUUGUUGUGCAUACUAGCUCUCCUGUUGCGGCUGGUGGGAAUUCGGUGAGACGGAAGAAGUCUGGAUAUAGUCAUGGGAAGCGAAGGAUGAAUAGUCGAACUAGUAUGGCUCAGAGGGAAGAGGUUAUUAGGAGGACUGUUUAUGUUUCCGACAUUGAUCACCAGGUUACUGAAGAACAACUUGCAGCUCUCUUCAUCAGCUGUGGUCAGGUUGUUGAUUGUCGUGUCUGUGGCGACCCAAAUUCUAUUCUCCGGUUUGCCUUUGUUGAAUUCACUGACGAGGACGGUGCAAGAAAUGCUUUGAGUCUGGAAGGGACAAUGCUUGGUUUUUACCCUGUCAGGGUGCUGCCUUCGAAAACUGCAAUUGCACCUGUUAACCCUACAUUUUUGCCAAGGUCUGAAGAUGAAAGGGAGAUGUGCGCAAGGACUAUUUACUGCACAAAUAUAGAUAAGAAGAUUACUCAAGCAGAUGUCAAACUCUUUUUUGAAACUUUCUGUGGGGAGGUUCUUCGCUUGAGGCUGCUUGGUGACUAUCAUCAUUCUACUCGUAUUGCAUUCGUUGAGUUUGUGAUGGCUGAGAGUGCAAUUGCAGCCCUUAACUGUAGUGGUGUCUUCUUGGGAUCAUUGCCAAUAAGGGUAAGCCCAUCAAAGACGCCUGUCAGGCAACAACGUGUUCCUCGUUCUGCAAUGCACUAAGUCUACCAUGCAGCACUUCUAAAUCAAUUUUCUGCUAAUAUAAUAUCUACUUAUACAUACAUAGAUAUGGAGAUACUUUCAAGGUACUUUUGUCCAUUCCAUGCCGGCCAGUAUCUCCCAUCUAUAGGGUUAUUUAUGCUGUUUCUUUAUCAUGUAGAGUUAGAUGGAAUUCCGAGGCUAUAGCUGGCUUGGUUAUGCUGCAUGUUAAGCUAAACUGUGUAGGUUUUGUCCCAAAGUGUUAUGCUUUUGGAAUGUUUCUAACAUGAAACUCUUUGGAAGUCUAAUUUCAUGGGAUUUUGUCCAA